Nymphalis io (European peacock) is the source of this 1505-nucleotide messenger RNA. RefSeq names its product facilitated trehalose transporter Tret1-like. Gene Ontology annotation, molecular function: transmembrane transporter activity. Bases 97 to 1494 code for a protein of 465 amino acids. Gene Ontology annotation, biological process: transmembrane transport. The record is from RefSeq and is a predicted model, not a curated record. The transcript is spliced from 9 exons. Lineage: Eukaryota; Metazoa; Arthropoda; Insecta; Lepidoptera; Nymphalidae. Gene Ontology annotation, cellular component: membrane.
AUUUCUUAGUUUCGAGUGCGCGAAUAAUUGCAGAUUCAAUUAUUAUAAUUUUUUUUUUAUUUUUUUUUUAAUAUAGUUUUUUGUAUUUUUUUUACAAUGUCUAUCAUUAACCAAGUUCUCUCUACUGGUAUCAUCAGCUAUGUCUGUCUCACAAUGGGAAUUUUGUUCACCUGGCCGUCUUCGACGCUUCUCCUCUUCUCUUCAGUCAAUACAACGCUCGACCGAGUGAUGACGGAGACAGAAGUAUCACUUCUUGGAAGCUUGUCAUCUAUAAGUGGGAUUGUCAUCAUACCAUUUUCCGGAUGUAUCUUGGAUACCUUGGGGAGGAAGAAGUCGUGUCUACUAUUUUAUAUGGCGCAAUUGGCAAGCUGGAUCAUCAUUACAAUCUGCACCAAGGUCGAAGCAAUCUUGUUUGCGAUGUUCAUUUUCGGCUUCAGCAGCUGUAUGUUUCUCGUUGUACAAAUAUACGUCAGCGAAUUCUGCCAAGAAUCUAUACGAGGUUCGAUGACAUCCGGUUCUAUAAUAUUCUACGGAAUUGGUAUGUUGGUAUCAUAUCUCAUGGGGGGACUGCUUGAGUACAGAAUUAUGAACUAUAUUGGUCUGUCCUUGACGGUGCUGGGAUUUGUCCUGAUCAGUACGAUGAAGGAGUCACCGUUGUUUUUAAUGAAGAUCGGACGAGAAAAGGAAGCAGUGAAAUCGAUUGCUUUCUAUAGAAACGCGAAGAUAAACUCUCAGGGAGUGCGGGAUGAAUUGGAACAAAUUAAAAGGAUACUGAAACCUGAAGUUGAUGAUACGCCAGCCGAGGAAAAGAAAUUAAAUAUAGAAGAUACGUCUCCAACAAAAAUGUCUAAAUGGCAGUAUAUGAAAAAGUCGAAGUCAACACAAAGAGCGUUAUCAGUCUGCAUCAUGCUCUACACGUCUGCGAUAUUUCAAGGUCUUAUUGUGGUUCAAGUGUUCGCCGGGCCACUGUUCGAAGAAGCCUUGCCGACCAUGUCAUCCACGUUGUCCAGUGUUUUGCUAGCUUUGGUGUGUGUUGUUGCUGGUUUCCUCGCUGCAUACUUCGUUGAUUUGAUUGGUAGAAGACGACUAAUGAUAGACGCAUCCGUGGCGACGGGCAUCUGCUGUUUGAUCUUGGGGUCACAGAUUCAAUUCAACUGGGGUCCGCAUUGGCUGACAGCUGUAUUGAUCUAUCUCUACUGCGUUACAUACACACUCGGUGCUGGGACUGUACCAUACGUCAUUGUUGCUGAAGUUUUCAUGCCUGAGAUAAAGAGUUUGACAUCAAUGCUGGCGACAGAAUGGGCGUUCGUUUGUAACUUCAUUGUGCUUUUCAUCUUCAAUCCUCUUGUAAAUAGCUUAGGCCUCGGUCCUGUCUUCUAUAUGUUUUCUGCGUGCUCCAUUUUAUCUGGGAUCAUCUGCCACUUCUACUUGCCGGAGACAAAGGGCUUAACUGUGGACGUCAUACAGGAACGGUUCAAGCGAUCUUGUCAAUAAAUUAUUGAAAA